ACUCUAGCUCUGUUACUUACCAUUGUUUAUGCAAAGUAAUCCGUACAUGCAUAAUCAAGUAAACAUGAGUACAUCCGUACAUGCAUAAGAAUAAUAUAAUUCUACCAGCUCGGGGUGGGCCCACCGAACAAACACUGGGUCGUCAAGCUCAGGCUGCAGGCAGGCUCCAAGACCAGACCAGCACGCGAGGUGUAUAAAUACCGGGCAGCAGGAGGGGAGGGGCCUUCACUUCGCUUCAUCUCAUCUUCUUCAUUCCGAUCCCAUUCCAUAGCGUGCUGGAUCCCUCCCUCCCUUUGGCUGGUACCUGGUGGUGCUGUCCAUGUCUCCUCCUACUGCACACUGAUCUCUCUCUCUCUCUCUCCCCUACUGUUAGGGUUUGCCAUGGCCAUCUCCUUUUCCGAGUCACCUUUUACUCUCUGAUGACUCAUGACGUUCAUCACCACUAGCUCUAGCUAUACCUCAGCACCCUCUAUCUCUCUUUACCUCUGUCUGUCUCUUGCACUGUUCUUAGGUAGCUCCAGCUCGUUCUCUCUUAGCAGCUAAGGAAUGCUACAUAAAUUAUAAAAGACACCACUUGAGGUCCACGGGCAGAGGAAAGGAAAGUUGUGGUUUCCCUCUCCUCUCUCUCUUCUGAAACUAGUCUCUCAUAAAGUAGUACUCGGAAGAAAGAGAGAAGAAAAAGAGGCUUGCUCAUCUCACAGCAUUAUGGUUUUCUCCUCGCUCCCAUUCUUCCUAGACCCUCCGAAUUGGGGCCAGAUGCAGACACAGCAGCAGCCACUUCAGUGUCUCCUCGGCGGCAGCGGCGGCGGAAGCGAUCACAACCACCUGAUGCCUCCGCCGACCGGCCUGGCGCCGCUGCCGGGCGGUCCUGCUGACACGGCCGCAAGCGCUCCGGCAGGCGGAAGCUCAUCCACCUCUCUGCAGACCGCCGGGGCGCAGCCGCGCCCGGCCGUGUCAAUGUCGGAGCGCGCCCGGCUGGCCCGCGUGCCGCUCCCGGAGCCCGGCACGCUCCGGUGCCCGCGCUGCGACUCCAGCAAUACAAAGUUCUGCUACUUCAACAACUACUCGCUCUCGCAGCCGCGCCACUUCUGCAAGGCGUGCCGCCGCUACUGGACGCGCGGCGGCGCGCUCCGCAGCGUGCCCGUCGGCGGCGGGUGCCGCCGCAACACCAAGCGCUCCAGCAAGAAGUCGUCCCGCGGCCAGGGCGGAACCAGCGCGGGCGCCAACCCCGCCACGUCGUCGUCCUCCACCACCUCCACCACGGCCACCACCACCACCACGAGCGCCACCGCGGCGGCCGAGGUCCUCGCCAGCAUGCAGGCCCAGUUUCCUCACCUCGGCUUCCCGCCCGCCGCAGCCACCGCCGCGCUAGAGGCGUCGCUGGAGGGCUACCACCACUACCUGCCAUUCCAGAUGCAGCCGCCGUCGUUCCUGCAGCAGGGCCUGCACGGGUACCAUUUGGGCGACGGCGACGGCGGCGUCCUCGCCGACGGGUUCCCCAGGGGCGUCGCGUCGGGGUUGCUCGCGCAGCUCGCCGCGGUCAAGAUGGAGGAGCACGGCAACGGCGGCGUCGCCGCCUCACAUGAGCAGUACUGGCCCGGCAACGGCGGCGGCGGCGGCAGCGGGUGGCCGGCGGAGUUCCUGUCAGGGUUCAGCUCGUCGUCGUCGGGGAAUGUGUUGUGAGCUGCAUGCAUGAGACCGUCCUGCUGGAUGCAUGGGCCAUGCAUGCAUGGAGAUGCUGCUGAAGCUGAACUGGGUCACCCUGAGUAAUUUAGUUUUAGGGUUUAUGUGGCUUGGAGACUUAAUCGGACUUGUGUUCUUCAAUUAGGCUGUUGAUCUUGUGUUGGGGUUUACCGUUUACGUGCUCUUUUUUUUUUCUUUUUUCUUUUGAGUUAAGAUGGUUAAUGUCUUGUAGUUGGUAGUUUGCAUGUAGUGAAAAAUGCACGUGUUAAUUCAUGGCAUGAAGGGUGAUAUGUGUUGAGUUACUUAACUAUAUACUAUGCUUAAUUACAUGAGAACCUGGUUAUAGUUGUACUAGUACAAGAUCAAAAUUUUACAUGUG
Molecule: messenger RNA, 2062 nt
Organism: Phragmites australis (common reed)
Lineage: Eukaryota; Viridiplantae; Streptophyta; Magnoliopsida; Poales; Poaceae
Product: dof zinc finger protein DOF5.1-like
Exons: 2
Coding region: 706-1683 (325 amino acids)
Biological process (GO): regulation of DNA-templated transcription
Molecular function (GO): DNA binding; DNA-binding transcription factor activity
Source: RefSeq, a predicted model, not a curated record